UCGUCAGAAUAUUUAGCGGAGGACGACAGCACACCGCUCCUGGCAACAUGUAUAUUCUUCGUGGGCCUGGAGACAAUAUUCAUGGGCCUCCUUUACACUUCUCGGUACUUUGGCGAUCGUAAGAAAUCAAAUUGGUGGAUGAUUAUUCUCAUGACGAAUGGGUACCUCGUUUGUAUGGGCAAACUCACGCUAGGGAUAUUAAUGGUAGAAAUUGGGGGAGCAGGUCGCCAUCUCGCUACCCUCCCGUCUCAUACCAUCGAAAACACACUCCGCCUCCAAACUGCUCUUCAAAUCAUCUGCCCGCUCACAACUUCAAUGACCAAACUCGCGGUUCUCUGUCUAUUCCAUCAAAUACUCGGUCAAACAAGUAGAACGUACAGCCUCGUCAUCAAGACAACCUUCAUCCUCGUCCUAGCAAUUCUGAUCGCCCAGUGCCUAAUCCCUUUCAUAAACUGCCGCCCCUUCGCCUACACAUGGGACAUGACCCUCCAUGGACACUGUUCCAUCUCGGCCCUCGUUCUUUGGCGCUACCUCAGUAUCCCCAACAUCGUCACCACCUUCGUCUUGAUCUCGAUCCCAUUGCCAGCACUGUACAAACUGAAAAUCAGCCGCGCGAUGAAGGUAGGGCUUAGCUUGGUCUUCAUAGUCUGCGGUUUCGGCGUCGUUGCCGCGAUAAUGCGGUUUUAUUCGUUCCUGGAAGUACAGGAUUUCCAUGAUAUUACGUUUGAGGUAGUGAAACCGCUUUGUUGGACGGCAGCGGAGAGUGGGAUAUAUCUUGUGGCCGGCGUAAUGCCGAUGUUGAGGCCGUUGGCAAAGAGGGUG
Molecule: messenger RNA, 822 nt
Organism: Lindgomyces ingoldianus
Lineage: Eukaryota; Fungi; Ascomycota; Dothideomycetes; Pleosporales; Lindgomycetaceae
Exons: 2
Source: RefSeq, a predicted model, not a curated record